UGACGGAGCGUGGAGUUUCAGGAAGUCCUCGGCGACAACAGAGCGAAGAUAGCGCAUUUUGCCCACCACAUUGUGUUGUUUCCCCACACAGCCGGUUGAGAAAACCAUGUAGCCACGUUUGAUAUCGUCAAUGUGCAUAAAGUUAAAGACUCGUGGAAAGUUACUCGCGGUGACUGUGGCCGCUGUGCUGUUCAUCUCCACCACUUGGCGAACCGCUUGCCUCUUUUGUACUAUGCUAAUCAAGUUAGCCUGGACGGCUAGCGGUAUGGUAACUUUAGCCAGGCAGCUGGAUAAACACUCAAAUCAAAGUUGAGCUUCAGGCGGCUGUAAUCCGUGCUUUCCCAACGUGGCGAAAGUGGAGUAGUGUCCACCUUUAUAGAGGACAAUGCCACGUUUGCAGUCUGGCGUGUGGAAGCAUUUCACCCCAGCGAUCAAAGAUGGCAGGGAGACCUUCAUGUGCAACUACUGCUCGAAGACACACUCCAAGAAUGCCACCAAGAUGCAGAUGCAUUUGGACAAAUGCAAGGAGUACUCCGUGGUGUCGCAGCAGUCGCCGGGAACAGAUGGAAGUUCCUCUGCCUCCAUUCCCGUUCCCUCCUCCUCGUUCCUGCCAUCUGCCACUCCUGGGGGACAGUUCCUCAUCGAUUCGGUGGAUCAGGGCAGCCAGGCGUUUGCUGACGAGUGCCUGGCCAGAGCUGUCUAUGCCACUUCCUCACCUCUCAGUCUCACAGACAAUGUUUACUGGAGACGGUUUUUCAGUGUGCUUCGGCCCGCGUACUGUCCACCCACCAGACAGGCUUUGUCCUCUCAUCUCCUGGACUGCGAGUAUGACAGAGUACAAAGCCAGGUUCACGAGACCAUAGGGAAAGCCGACUGUGUCACCAUCGUCUGCAGCGGCUGGUCUAACAUACAAGAGACUGGAACAAUCAAUUACAUCGUCUCAACUCCUUUGCCGCUGUUUUACAAAAGCACGCAGACAAAGGAGAACACGCACACGAGCGCAUUCAUUGCCGAGGAACUGAAAGCUAUCGUUAAUGAAGUGGGACCACAGAAGGUUUUUGCCGUUGUCACUGACGAUGCCCCAGAGAUGAAAGCGGCUUGGGCUCAAAUAGAGGAAGCUUUCCCACACGUUACAGCCAUCGGGUGCACGGCGUACGGUGUCAAGCGGCUCUUCGACGACGUGGCAGCGCAGCCGUCGAUGAAAGCGCUGUGCAGGAGAGCCGAGCAGGUCGUGAGGUAUUUCAGGGAGAGAAAGCUGUUAGCAGAGACCUUUAAACACUGGCAGACGACAAAGAUUAGAAACCACACUGCCAGUGGGACGACACUGGUGCUGCCCUCUAACACCGACUGGACAGGGGUAGUUAACAUGUACAACAGCCUUCUUGAGGGGCAGAACUCUCUCCAAGAGAUGGCUGUCUCACCCACAUUGGAUGUCGAAUCAUCCAUCAGGGCCACACUACAGGAUGCAGCGUUUUGGAAAGGGAUAAGUAGCAGCCGAAACCUGCUUUACCUGGUUGGAAAUUACAUUGAUUACAUGAAAAGAGAAGAUGCAGUCCUCUCCGGUGUUGUUGAAAUGUUCAGUCAGUUAAGAUACCACAUUGGAGCGUCCCUCUCUGAGUCUGUGCUGCACGCCGCCGAACAGAAGGCCGUCUUGGUCUCCCUGGACAGGUGUCAGGAGUUUUGUGUCAAGCCCAUCCACGCAGCAGCAUACAUGCUGGAUCCAAAGCAUGUUGGACAGCAGACGCUCUCGGGGGAGCAAAUAAACACUGCUUACUAUGUGAUUUCCAAUCUGUCGCACCAUCUAAAUCUAGACGAGGGUAAAGUGCUUGGCAGCUUCGCCAGGUUUUCAGCCAAGCAGGGCCUGUGGAAGGGAGGAGGGAUCUGGAGUUCGUGCCAGCAUGUGUCCGCAUCCACCUGGUGGAAAGGGCUGUGUUCCUCUGAGCCGCUGUCCGCCGUGGCCGCCGCCAUACUACAGAUCCCACCGACAACAGGAGCCUGCGAGCGCCUCUGGUCGCGCUUUGGCAACGCAAAGGUGCGGGGUGCUCUCUCGGCGGACAGGGUGCAGAAACUGGCGGCAGUACAGGCAAACCUCAAGCUGUUAGAGCCGAGUGAUUGUGAGUUUGCUCCGCUGGAGAGCGAGGAAGAGGAGAAAGAUUCGUUUGAAUCUGAGACUCACUAAAAAGACUGAAUGCGAUAGCUCAAGGCUGCACGUUUUCUAAUUUUAGUUGCCAGAAGAAAUUAGGAAAAGAUGUUGCAAGUCAUCGGGAGUCAAGAAAAUACAUACGGCUUGUGACAUUAAAUGCGAAUUUCCUUGAAGAUGCGGUCAGUUCUUCGUCUGAACUUUGUAAGCUAUGUUUGCACUGAGUCACAUUCCUUUUUUCACUCCUAGGCCUGUGUAAAAUUUAAACAUGUAAGGAGGGCAGGCUCUCCUGUCACACUAACAUGAGGUUGAUGUAACCUGGUUAAAUCUGAUGCCUUCAUGCCUUUUUAAUUAGAGAUACUGCUUACUGUGGAGCGUAGUAGUAGUAGUCUUUUUUUUUUUUUUUUAAUUACAGUAUGUAUCAGCUUUAUAAUCAGAGCAGUAAAGAGGUAGAGGGAAUGAAUAUGUAGACUAACAAGAGUUCUAAUUAUCUCUGUUAGAAGGAUCACAUGGUGUAAAUAAAACUUUGUUUUUUAUUGAAGGAAA
Myripristis murdjan (pinecone soldierfish) is the source of this 2686-nucleotide messenger RNA. RefSeq lists its product as uncharacterized. The transcript has 2 exons. NCBI's taxonomy places the organism in Eukaryota, Metazoa, Chordata, Actinopteri, Holocentriformes, Holocentridae. Gene Ontology annotation, molecular function: DNA binding. Bases 386 to 2179 code for a protein of 597 amino acids. The record is from RefSeq and is a predicted model, not a curated record.